AUGUAUGACACAUUGAAGGACUCCUACCAACUGUUUGAAGAAAUCGGCCGCGGCCGAUUCGGCACAAUCAUCCGAGCUUUCUGCCCCAACUCGGCCGAGUUCGUCGCCUGCAAAAUCAUCGACAAAUCGGGCCUCACUGAUGCCCAAGACCGCGCCUGCCUCGAGAAAGAGCCCAAGAUCAUGAGCCUUCUCGCUCCUCACCCCAACAUUCUCAAGCUCUUCAACGUCUUCGAAACCGACGACUCUUUGGCCAUGGUGCUCGAGCUCUGCGAACCCACUACUCUCUACGACCGGAUCAUCAAGCGCCCGCUCUCCGAACCCGAAGCCGCCUCCAUCAUCAAGCAGCUUCUCGAAGCGAUUUCGCAUUGCCACAGGGUCGGCGUCGUUCACAGGGACCUGAAGCCGGAGAACAUUCUGUUCGACUCCAGGAACAAUUUGAAGCUCGCGGACUUUGGGUCGGCGGAGUGGGUCAGUGAGGGAGGGUCCAUGGAGGGCGUGGUGGGCACGCCAUACUAUGUUGCGCCGGAGGUGUUGAUGGGAAGAGCGUACAAUGAGAAGGUCGAUGUUUGGAGCGCCGGCGUGAUGCUAUACAUAAUGCUCGGUGGGAUUCCGCCGUUUUACGGUGAGUCGGCUUCCGAGAUUUUCGAGGCCGUUUUGAGAGGGAAUUUGAGAUUUCCUCCGAAAGUUUUCCGAUCUGUGUCUCCGGCUGCUAAGGAUCUGUUGAGGAAGAUGAUUUGCAGAGACGUUUCCAGGAGAUUCUCCGCUGACCAGGCACUUAGGCACCCAUGGAUCUUAAGUGGUGGAGAGGCAAAUCCAAUAGACUGA
Molecule: messenger RNA, 825 nt
Organism: Prunus armeniaca (apricot)
Lineage: Eukaryota; Viridiplantae; Streptophyta; Magnoliopsida; Rosales; Rosaceae
Source: the annotation of a GenBank genome assembly